Phlebotomus papatasi is the source of this 1242-nucleotide messenger RNA. RefSeq lists its product as uncharacterized. The coding region runs from base 116 to 1153 and encodes 345 amino acids. The record is from RefSeq and is a predicted model, not a curated record. Gene Ontology annotation, molecular function: protein binding. Lineage: Eukaryota; Metazoa; Arthropoda; Insecta; Diptera; Psychodidae. The transcript is spliced from 3 exons.
AAAAUUUCCCAUCAAAAAAACAUCGCCUGCUGAAGAUGGGCGACGGUGUUUUUGCGUAGUUUUUUGGAUUUUGUGUGAAAAAUUUGCAAUUUUCGUGUUUGUGUGAAGAAAAAGCAUGUGGAAUUAUGUUUCAAGGAGGAUAAAGGACACUUUGGAGAAGACGGCCAACAUCUUCGAUGCAAGCCGUGCUCAUUUCAAUCAAUUUGAGUGUCCACUGAGUGCUCGCAGGAAGGCUGUGAUAAGAUUCCGAAAGAAUAAAUGUUCCUUAGCACACUUCCGUAAGUCCUCAUCCGUCGGCACCGCCACCAAGGGUUCGGAAUCUGGACAGGAUGAAUAUAAGGAGCAUAUUCCUCAUGAAAAUCUCAAUCAGUCAUGGAUUGGAGCUAUAACUUGGAGCAGUGCCAUUAUUUGCGGAUGGUAUACCAGUCAGCUGCUUUGCCUGCGUCGGCGUCAGUUGGAUUGGGACCGCAGGAGUGCCUUCCAUCCUGCAAUUUGUGCUCUCAUUCCACCCCAUCGCAGCUUCCACACAAAUAUCGUCUCCCGGAUCGCAUUUGCGGCCCCUGAGAAACAUCAUGGACCCGGGAAGUCCAAGGACUUCCCACUGGAUCCUGCCACCUUCGUGUACAACGUGAGCAACGAUGAGGUACAAGAUGAGCCAAAACUUUCCACUGAGAAGAUGACUCUGAGGGAUGCUGCUCAGAACCUAAAGAGUCUCAUUGGUGACACGCACUUCCACUUUGCUGUGCAGAGUGUCAAUGAGACUAAUUUCGAGGAGGCCGUCUUUCACUUCAGACUGGCCACACUCCAUCGCCAUCCCUCGGCCACCUUCAACCUGGGCCUGUGCUAUGAGCGUGGCCUGGGAGUGAAGAAGGAUCUGAGGCAGGCGAUGGAGUACUAUCAGAUGGCCACGGAACUGGGACAUGCCAAAGCCAUGUACAACUUGGGGGUGUUUUAUGUUCAGGGUCUGGGUGGUCUCAAGCGCAGUCGACGACUGGCGCGACAGCUCUUCGAGGCAGCUGCCCAGCAGGGCCAGGAAGAUGCCAAGGCGGCGCUGCAAAUGCACGAAAAAAUGCACAAAACCACCCAGAUGACUAACUACCAGUCUUCGAGUAUUCCCUUGGCCACUAAUUGGCGUCCCAUUGAAGCGACUUAACCAGGCUCUCCUAAGGGAGAUCUAAUCUAUACUGUAUCAAGUGAUAGUGGUUGUAUUGAAAUACACAUUGAUUAAACAGAAUUUAACGG